This is a messenger RNA of Penicillium angulare, 1389 nucleotides long. RefSeq lists its product as uncharacterized. The coding region runs from base 1 to 1389 and encodes 462 amino acids. The record is from RefSeq and is a predicted model, not a curated record. The transcript has a single exon. NCBI's taxonomy places the organism in Eukaryota, Fungi, Ascomycota, Eurotiomycetes, Eurotiales, Aspergillaceae.
AUGUCGUGGACUCAAGAAGAUAGUUACUGGAGCCGACCUUUCGACUGGCAUGAUGAAUUGCUUCAAUUUGUCCGUAUCCAGGGUGAAGAAAUCAACCGUGAACAGUGGAUGUUUAUGGUAACGACCAAGAUUGGCUUCACACCCCAAAGCGAUAAUAUUGUGAAUCGGCUCCGCAUCGCAUGGAAGGCGCUAAGAUUCCGUCACCCUGAUAUUGCUCUGGAGGUCCAUGGGAGUGAGAAGCGGUACUAUCCGGUUUACAAUGACCAGUCGCUAGAGACAUGGUGCAACGAAACGUUUCGCGUCGAGACUGAAUGCUCCUCUGCGGAGGAUUUCUUUACUCAGCACCGUUGUGCGGCCCCCCUUGCCAAUGCGACCUUUCACUGGGUCCCCACUACAAGCGAAUUUGCUCUGGUUUCAGCUCAUGUACUAUGGGAUGGCCGAGGUGGUAUCUCCAUGGUGCAUGAAUUUCUAUCUACUCUCGAGAACCCUGUACUACCCCCGGUCUUUGAUGGAGCUGAGGCUAAGAACCUUGUUCCUUCACUAGAUGCAGUUAUUGGUAUGCCAGAUAAGCCUAAACCUGAAUGGGAGGAAAAGGCCGACGAGAUUCUCCGGCAGUAUGUUGCUGCUCAGCCAUCAAUCGGGUUAUUACCACCUGGAGAUCCUAAGGCUAAAGCGCUACCUGCUGAAAUGAAGCGGACUAAGAUAGUCCUCUCCCCCGAAAUAGCAAAAUCCCUACGCGAGGCCACCUGGAAACAGAAUAUUACAAUAUCAACUGCAGUUCAAACCGCGGCAAUUAUGGCCCUGGUUGAUGUGAAUAAUCGUGAUUCUCAACCGGAAAAUUUCGUCGCCUGGUCCUUUUUUGAUUUGCGCAAGUCUCUCCCUCCUCCAUUUAAUGGUCCAGAGCAUGCGCCAUCAGUACGACUAGGGUGCAUCCCUAUGGUUUCGAAGGCUCACAGUUCCUGGUCUGAAAUUUCGAAGACUGUAGAUCAAUUGAACAGAACUCCUUGGAAUAUGAAAGAAAGUGAUAAUAUGUUUGUCCGCCAGUCCUUAAACAGGAAGAGUUUAAACAUGUUCAAAGCCGUCGCAUCCCAGCCACCAGAAUUGCAGCCACCGCCCCAGAGCGAGCCAUUCAUUAGUAGCAUGGGUAUUUUGGAGGACUACAUUAAACAUGACUAUGGCCCUUUCUCGGUUGCGAAUGUCGAAAUUUUAAUUCAAUCGAUUACGCCAGUUAUCUGUCUCCAUUUUUGGUCUUGGAGGGGUAGUCUGCACCUUAGCGUCAGUUAUAACGUUGCGUUCUACACGUCGGAUGAUGUGCAAAGAUACCUGACUAUUCUGAAGGAUACUAUGCAGAGAAAUUUGCUAUCAUUUCUUUCCGUUCCUGAUGAAUGA